Messenger RNA from Emys orbicularis (European pond turtle), 2211 nucleotides. RefSeq names its product sorting nexin 18 (gene SNX18). NCBI's taxonomy places the organism in Eukaryota, Metazoa, Chordata, Testudines, Emydidae. The transcript has 2 exons. Gene Ontology annotation, cellular component: plasma membrane; cytoplasmic vesicle. The record is from RefSeq and is a predicted model, not a curated record. Gene Ontology annotation, molecular function: protein binding; phosphatidylinositol binding. Gene Ontology annotation, biological process: plasma membrane tubulation; cleavage furrow formation; endosomal transport. The coding region runs from base 1 to 1818 and encodes 605 amino acids.
AUGGCGCUGCGGGCCCGGGCGCUCUAUGACUUCAGGUCGGAGAACCCGGGGGAGAUCUCGCUGCGGGAGCACGAGGUGCUGAGUCUCUGCAGCGAGCAGGACAUCGAGGGCUGGCUCGAGGGGGUCAACAGCCACGGCGACCGCGGCCUCUUCCCGGCCUCUUACGUGCAGGUGAUCCGGGCUCCGGCCGCGGAGCCGCCCGCCCCUGCCGGCGGGGCCCGCUACGCCAACCUGCCCCCCGGCGGCUUCGAGCCCCUGGUACUCCCGGCUGCCUUCAACCCCCCCGUCCAGCAGCUCCCCCCUCCGGCGGCGGCCGAGCCCUUCCCGCUGCCGCCCGCCUUCCCGCCCGCGCCUUACAGCGGCUCCUACCAGCCCAGCCAGGGCAGCGACGACGACUGGGACGAUGACUGGGACGACACCUCCACGGUGGCGGACGAGCCGGGCGUGCUGGGAAGCUCCUACCCGGACUACGAUGCGGCGGGGGGCGGCGGCCCCACCUCGGCCCGGUACCGCCUCUCCACCCGCUCGGACCUCUCGCUGGGCUCCCGCAACAGCCAGCAGCCCGGUCACCCCCACCACCUCCCCGGCGGCGGGGCCAAGAGCUCAGCCACGGUGAGCCGCAACCUCAACCGCUUCUCCACCUUCGUGAAGUCGGGCGGGGAGGCCUUCGUGCUGGGCGAGGCCUCUGGCUUCGUGAAGGACGGGGACAAGCUGUGCGUGGUGCUGGGCCCCUGGGGGCCCGAGUGGCAGGAGAACCCCUACCCCUUCCAGUGCUCCAUCGAGGACCCCACUAAGCAGACCAAGUUCAAGGGCAUGAAGAGCUACAUUGCCUACAAGCUGGUACCCAGCAACACCGGGCAGCAGGUGCACCGCCGCUACAAGCACUUUGACUGGCUCUAUGGGCGCUUGGCAGAGAAGUUCCCUGUCAUCUCCGUGCCCCACUUGCCCGAGAAGCAGGCCACGGGCCGCUUCGAGGAGGAUUUUAUCUCUAAGCGUCGCAAGGGCCUGGCUUGGUGGAUGGACCACAUGUGCAGCCACCCGGUGCUGGCUCAGUGCGAUGCCUUCCGACACUUCCUCACCUGCCCCAGCACCGAUGAGAAAGCCUGGAAGCAGGGCAAGCGCAAAGCCGAGAAGGACGAGAUGGUGGGCGCCAACUUUUUCCUGACCAUCAGCGUCCCCACCGGCCCUGCCGCUGCCCUGGAUCUACAGGAGGUGGAGAGCCGGGUGGAUGGCUUCAAGAGCUUCACCAAGAAGAUGGAUGAGAGCACCAUGCAGCUCACCCACACCGCCAAUGAGUUUGCCCGUAAGCAGGUCACUGGUUUUAAGAAGGAGUACCAGAAGGUGGGGCACUCCUUCAAGGGCCUCAGCCAGGCCUUCGAGCUGGACCAGCAGGCCUUUUCUGCCAACCUCAACCAAGCCCUUGCCUUCACGGGGGAAGCUUACGACGCCAUUGGGGAAUUCUUUGCAGAGCAGCCCCGACAGGACCUUGACCCUGUGAUGGAUUUGUUAGCACUAUAUCAGGGGCAUCUGGCCAACUUCCCAGACAUCAUCCAUGUCCAGAAAGGAGCCCUUACCAAAGUAAAGGAGAGUAAGCGGCAUGUGGAAGAAGGGAAGAUGGAGGUCCAGAAGGCUGAUGGUAUUCAAGAUCGCUGUAACAUUAUUUCUUUUGCCACCUUGGCAGAAAUUCAUCAUUUCCACCAAAUUCGAGUGAGGGACUUUAAGUCACAAAUGCAACAUUUCUUAAAACAGCAAAUACUUUUUUUCCAAAAAGUGACGCAAAAGUUAGAAGAAGCUCUUCACAAGUAUGACAGUGUUUAAUCUCCUAACUUUGAAUUGUGGACUGUUCAGAGUAUAUGAGUGAUUUAAGCAGCAGAGUAAAAAUCACUGUUAUGGAGGAACUGUUGCCAACUGGUGGUGGUACAAGAAUGGUUGUGUGUUCAUCUGGAGUCCCAGCUGAAUCUCUAAUUAAGUAAGAAGGAAAUGGUUAAUAUGGCUAUGUAAUAGAAACAGUACCACACAUUGUAACUAAGUUAUACUGUUUAUGCCUACACUACCAUUGUAACUUUUUUGAAAUAAUGAUUAUACUAUUUGCCUUAUUGCUUUUUGAAGUAUGAUAUUUUAGUGCAUACUUUGUAGACCUCAAAACCUUUUGGGUCUUUAAGCUGGCUAGAUAAAAGCCUGCUUCAGAUGCCUUUUUAUUCUCCUAGAUUU